AGAAAUAAAUCCUGUGGAAUAUCAUGUGCUUACUAGUGCUCUAAAGAAUUUUGCCUGACAACACUUGUAAAGAGCUGUACUGUAGCAGACACUGCCUCCCUGCUUCAGUACACACGCAGCCACCAUGAGACUGGUGCUUCCUAACCCAGGACUGGAUCUCCGGAUCCCUAACUAUGAGGAUCUCAACAGGAUGGACAAGGAGGAGGCCAAUGACAGGCCCAAGUGGGACAACAAAGCCCAGUACAUCCUAACCUGUGUGGGCUUCUGCAUCGGGCUCGGGAAUGUGUGGCGAUUCCCUUAUUUGUGUCAAAGUCAUGGAGGAGGUGCCUUUUUGAUUCCCUACCUGAUCCUGCUGGUGCUGGAGGGAAUGCCUCUGCUGUUACUGGAGUUUGCCAUUGGCCAACGUCUGAGGAAAGGCAGCGUGGGAGUGUGGAGGGCCAUUAGCCCUUAUCUGACUGGUAUUGGUAUAGCCUCCAUGCUGGUGUCCUUUUUGGUCGGACUGUACUACAACACCUUAAUAGCCUGGAUCAUGUGGUAUCUCUUCAAUUCCUUUCAAAGCCCACUGCCCUGGAGCCAGUGUCCUCUUAAUGACAAUGGGACAGAAUUUGUACCAGAGUGCCAACAGAGCUCCACCAUAGAUUAUUACUUUUACCGAGUGACUCUAAAUAGUUCGGCUUCUAUAGCUGACUCUGGAGGAAUCCACUGGCCCAUAGUAGUCUGCCUGUUAGCUGCCUGGACAGUGGUCGCUAUCUGCUGCAUAAGGGGAAUUAGCACUUCAGGAAAGGCAGUGUACGUCACAGCCAUCCUGCCUUACAUAGUGCUGGGUAUCUUCCUGAUCCGAGGACUGACUCUUAAAGGAGCCCUGAGUGGAAUAAAGUUCCUCUUCACACCAGAUGUGGAGGAGUUGAUGAAACCAACAACUUGGCUGGAUGCAGGUGCCCAGGUCUUUUACGCCUUUGGUUUGGCAUGGGGAGGCCUCAUCUCCUUCUCAAGCUACAACCCUGUUCACAACAACUGCAUGCAAGAUUCUGUGAUCCUGUCAGUGGUAACUGGCUUCACCUCAGUCUAUGCUGCCGCAGUCACCUACUCCAUCAUUGGCUUCAGGGCCACUGAGAAAUAUGACAGCUGUAUUAGUGAAAACAUCAUGACGUUACUAAAUGCAUUUGGUCUUCCUGAAGACAACAUCACUACAAGCAACUACGAGUCAGCGCUCAAUCAUCUCAACAGCUCCUAUCCUGACAUUGUUCUUGGACUGGACAUCAAAACCUGUGACAUGCACAAACUUCUCAGCGAGGGAGUGGAAGGAUCAGGUUUGGCCUUUAUUGUGUUUACAGAAGCCAUCACCAAGAUGCCUGGUUCCCCAAUUUGGUCUGUCCUGUUUUUCCUCAUGCUUUUCUGCCUGGGGCUCUCAACUCUGUUUGGUAACAUUGAAGGGGUAGUGGUCCCCUUGAAAGACCUGAAUGUAUUCCCCAAAAACUGGCCCCACGAAGCACUAACUGGAACAACAUGUGUUGUCUCCUUCAUCAUCUGCCUCCUGUUUGCGCAGCAAUCAGGGCUGUAUUGGGUAACUCUCUUUGACAGCUUUGCUGGGUCUGUUCCCCUUCUGACCAUUGGAUUGUUUGAGAUGAUAGCUGUCGUUUACAUCUACGGCAUAGACAGGUUCAAUGAGGACUUGGAGUUCAUGGUCGGACGUAAGCCCUCCAUCUUCUGGCAGAUUUCAUGGAGGCUCAUCAGUCCCCUAAUUGUCCUGGUUAUUUUAGUUUUCUACCUGGUGACCCAGGCCCAAGAAAAGCUUACUUAUUUGGUCUGGGACCCCAACUCUGUGGAGUUUCCAUCUCUGGCAUCAGUACCGUACCCCUCAUGGAUCAGUGCAGUCAUAUUUCUUUUGGCAGGAGUCCCCAGUCUGGCAGUGCCUGUCUACGCAUUAUGUAGACUGAUCUUUAGCUGCUGCAGAAAAAAAAUUGUUUCCAGACAAAAAAUGAAUUUUUGAAUGAACAAAUUUUCUACUAUACUUCAGAAUACAACAAAGAGAUUAGAUUAUUUAAUAUGUCUCGUUAAAAUCAAUUUAACAUUAUUUGAAUUCCAAUGUUUUGUCAAUUUAGGUCCAUGCAUGGGAUUGUAAAGCAUAAUGCUGUUGUUUUAUUGACUUGGUAGAGUAUCAUAUUCCUGCUCAUAUUCUGUGCAGUUUUAUGGCUGCUGUAUAGUAUACUUGUUCACUGCACAGGUUUAUCUGCUAAUAUGGUUUCUUGUUUAUAGAGGGGUGUAUUAUUUUGUAAAUUUAUUGUUUUGCUGUUGAAAUAAUUUUUGUGUCAGUGUUAUAUAAUUAACCUCUGGAACUGGAGAAAAUUUUUAAUGAAAAAUGUGGGAAAUAUCCUCUAGUUUUAGAAAUGACUGCCCAUCAAAAGAUAAACAAUAAAGCAAAUAAAAAGGUGUUUGUUUUUUUUUAAUGAAAAUUGGCAGAAUUUGAGCAUUUUUUGGAUCUUAAGAUGAGGAUGUUUCAAAGAUCUGUUUGAGCGGUUUGACAUCACUUUGGUGUGUGUGGGACCUAACCAUACAGUAUGAAUGUUAAAACAUGCAGGAGAGAAAGAGCAGCUAACUGGCCAGGAGAGGGAGACAUCACAUUGACAGAACACAGGGUGGUGGGACAGAACAGAAACAAAGCACAACAAAGGACACUCUGCAUAUGAUGGAACAGAGAAGAAAGAAGAAAUGUGAAAUGCCCUCCAACUGUGCUAUUAUUAACAGACAGCUAUCACAAUUACUAUCAAUAAAUCCCUUAUUCAAGCACUCA
This is a messenger RNA of Lates calcarifer (barramundi perch), 2791 nucleotides long. Its product is annotated as sodium-dependent neutral amino acid transporter B(0)AT1. Gene Ontology annotation, biological process: sodium ion transmembrane transport. Lineage: Eukaryota; Metazoa; Chordata; Actinopteri; Centropomidae. Gene Ontology annotation, cellular component: membrane. The transcript has 13 exons. The record is from RefSeq and is a predicted model, not a curated record. The coding region runs from base 125 to 1990 and encodes 621 amino acids.